AUGCUCAUUCCACCUCGUGGACUCGGGCGCUUGGACCAUGCUCUCCCAUCGAUUUGUAUCGUUCGCGCCCAACAUCCCUCCUCCCGUCGCCUCUGGAGAACACCCACGCAAUCUGAUACCCCUCGUCCGUCUCAGUACCCUCGUUUCAAGGGAAGAAUGGCCACAGCUCCCCACCGGUUCUUGGAUAUAUUCCCUCCCGGGUUCGACAUGACGUCCGUCAGUCGGUCUUACUAUAGCUUUGCACCAGUACAGCUGUAUCACACGCUCACCCGCAGCUAUGAUCCCGAGAAACACAUCGAAUCGACGUUGGUGAAAUCAGUUUGGUACGGCAAGCAAACCAGGGGAGUGCAACAUGAAUUCAUCUUGGUUCAAGUUGAAGAUACCACAGUUCCGAUCACUAACUACAUGGUUCUCGAUCGCACUAUCCGUGAAGAGUCUUCAGGGGGUACCAUUCAGAUGCCCUUUCGGCGGAGAAGGACAAUAGGCUCAAGUCAAAGCUACUGCGGUCCGGCUGUGGAUGCGUUCAAGGUUUCAUACAACGGGAUUGAAAAUCAGCUCUUGGAUGAAUGCGAUCUUCUUCCUCGUCAGUACCUCGAGAAGAUCGAGUUUAGUCGCGGAAAUCCUCUGUAUCUCUACCAACUUGUAACACUCGUGCACGUUGUCUCGGAAAAAAGCACACAAUACACUUUGUCGGGUCAGAACUGCUAUUGGUUUGCUGGCUUAAUUUGGGAUUGCUUGCGCUCACUUCGACCGGAUGCACAGUAUGAUGGUCGUCUAGCAGAGAAGAGAGGGAAGUUUGCCAUCGUCCGCAACCUUCGUAUGCCAGAGAAAGAAGAGAUUACCGAGACAUGCGAUGCAUUCGAGAAAGAAAUUCAGACAGUGGACAAAAAUCUUUGGGAGAGUAGAAAGAAGCGGCAUGGGUUUCCCGACAUGGCCAUGAGAUUUAGGAUCCCUGAUGGCGGUUCAAACCAGGACUCCGAUGGAGCAGUCAGAUCAACUCCUUAG
This is a messenger RNA of Rhizoctonia solani, 1005 nucleotides long. RefSeq lists its product as uncharacterized. Bases 1 to 1005 code for a protein of 334 amino acids. The transcript has 3 exons. The record is from RefSeq and is a predicted model, not a curated record. Lineage: Eukaryota; Fungi; Basidiomycota; Agaricomycetes; Cantharellales; Ceratobasidiaceae.